AUGACGACUCCUAUGUUGCUGAAACAACUUCGAUACCUCUCCCGUAACCCCAAGGGCAAAGUCCUACCACUGACCUACGACUAUGAUUCACAGGCAGAAUGGGUCGACGAUGAUGGAGAAGAUGGGCUCGGGUUUUCAGGGGCGCGGGCUCCCAAACCGACGCCGGAGCCCAAGGUGCACCAGCACUACCACCAAGAACGGGCUGCUUGUGGGUUAUAUAAGCAGAAUGAAAAGUCGUACGAUGACGCGGCUUUCGCUGCUUUCGCUGCUUUCGCUGCUUCUGGGUGGCAGAACGACAGAGCCAUCCAGAAAGCUCACUUCCACCUCACGGUUAACGAUCAAAGCGCGUAUAAUCCAUACCAAAUGGUUCUUCCCCGAUGA
Molecule: messenger RNA, 381 nt
Organism: Anthostomella pinea
Lineage: Eukaryota; Fungi; Ascomycota; Sordariomycetes; Xylariales; Xylariaceae
Source: the annotation of a GenBank genome assembly